AUGGCAAUAGCAAACAACAGAACACAAUGUUUUACAUGUAAUAAAAAUAAAAUAACAUAUCCUUGUGAAGGAUGUUCGCAAAGAUUUUGUUUGAUGGAUUUAACAGAACAUCGUCAAAUAUUAAAUAAUGAAUUACACCAUAUUAUUAAUGAAUAUAAUCAAUUUAAACAAAGAUUUAGUGAACAAAAGUCGAAUCCACAUGAUCUUUCAUUAAUAGAUCAAAUUAAUCAAUGGGAAAUAGAGUCAAUUGAAAAAAUUAAACAAAGAGCAAAAGAUUCUAGAGAAAUUGUCAUUAGAUCUUCACAAACAGUUUUGAAUAAUAUUGAAAUGAAAUUUAAUGAUUUAAAUGAACAAAUAAAACAAAUUCAAAGUGAAAAUGAAUAUAAUGAAAUUAAUUUAAAUUAUUUAAAAAAUCAAUUAAACGAAAUGACACAAGAACUAAAUAAUCCAUCAAAUAUAUCUAUUCAACAAAAUUCAAAACCGCUCAUUAAUGAUGUUUCAAUUAAUUUAUUAAAAAAACCAACAUGGAACAAAUGGAGACAAAAUGCUAUGACUGUGGUUGGCGGAUAUGGACAAGGACAAAAAUUAAAUCAACUCAAUCGUCCUACAGGAAUAUUUAUUGAUAGAAAGAAAAAUAUUUUUAUUACUGAUUGUUAUAAUCAUCGUAUAGUUGAAUGGAAACAUGAUGCAAAUGAAGGACAAAUCAUUGCAGGCAGAAAUGGACCAGGACAUCGAAUGGAUCAAUUAAAUUUUCCAACAGAUGUGAUUGUUGAUCAACAAAAUCAUUCGAUCAUCGUUGCUGAUCAAGGGAACAGACGAGUGAUUCAAUGGUUGAAUCAAAACCAACAAAUUCUCAUUGAUAAUAUUGACUGUUUUGGUUUGGCAAUAGAUAAAUAUGGAUUUCUUUAUGUUUCUGAUUAUAAGAAGAAUGAAGUGAGACGAUGGAAAAUGGGUGAAUCUAACAACGAAGGAAUUAAAGUGGCAGGUGGAAAUGGCAGAGGAAAUCAACUCAAUCAUCCUAGUUUUAUCUUUGUUGAUGAAGAUCAAUCUGUUUAUGUAUCAGAUAGAUACAAUCAUCGUGUGAUGAGAUGGAGAAAAGAUGUAGAAGAAGGAACAGUUGUGGCUGGAGGAAAUAGUGAAGGAGCAAAUCUCAAUCAAUUGUCUUAUCCUGCAGGAGUCAUUGUUGAUGAUUUCGGUCAGAUCUAUGUGGCAGAUUUUGGGAAUCAUCGAAUAAUGCGUUGGUGUGAAGGAAAAGAAGAAGGUAAAAUUAUUGUUGGUGGAAAUGGUAGAGGAAAUAAAUCAAACCAAUUGAAUCAUCCCUUUCGUUUAUCUUUUGAUGAUGAAGGAAAUCUUUAUGUUGGUGAUUGGGCAAAUCAUCGAAUCGAAAAAUUUGAAACAGUUUUGUGA
Adineta steineri is the source of this 1407-nucleotide messenger RNA. Lineage: Eukaryota; Metazoa; Rotifera; Eurotatoria; Adinetida; Adinetidae. The record is from the annotation of a GenBank genome assembly.